Fusarium vanettenii 77-13-4 is the source of this 747-nucleotide messenger RNA. RefSeq lists its product as uncharacterized. The transcript is spliced from 2 exons. The record is from RefSeq and is a predicted model, not a curated record. Gene Ontology annotation, cellular component: extracellular region; cell surface; fungal-type cell wall. Gene Ontology annotation, molecular function: metallopeptidase activity; zinc ion binding; integrin binding. NCBI's taxonomy places the organism in Eukaryota, Fungi, Ascomycota, Sordariomycetes, Hypocreales, Nectriaceae. The annotation marks the transcript as partial.
ACCACCGUCGCGGCCCUCCUCUUCGGAGCCGCCAUCGCCUCCCCCAUCGUCCCUCGUGAGGAGGCCGCCACCCAGACCGCCGAGGCCCCCAAGGCCACCGAGUCUGCCGGAGCCUACGACUGGGCUGAGGGCUGGAAGAAGGCGUACCCCAUUCACCAGUCUUGCAACUCUACUCUGCACCGUCAGCUUGCCAACGGUCUCGAUGAGGCUGUUCAGCUGGCCACACACGCCAAGGAGCAUAUCCUGCGCUUCGGUCACAAGUCCGAGUUUGUCCAGAAGUACUUUGGCAACGCUUCGACUUCUCAGCCUAUUGGCUGGUAUGAGCGUAUCAUCAACGCCGACAAGACUGGCAUGCUCUUCCGCUGCGACGACCCUGACCGCAACUGCGCUACCCAGGACGAGUGGGCUGGCCACUGGCGAGGUGACAACGCCACUACUGAGACCGUCAUCUGCCCUCUCUCUUUCGAGAUCCGCCGCAACCUUGACCAGGUUUGCAACCGUGGCUACACCGUUGCUGCCUCCAAGCUCAACACCUUCUGGGCCACUGAUCUGAUGCACCGCAUCCUCCACGUCCCCACCGUCAGCGAGGAGGUCGUCGACCACUUCGCCUCUGCCUACACCGAGGUCACUGCCCUCGCCAAGAAGAACCCCGAGGAGAGCGUCAUCGACAGCAACACCCUCCAGUUCUUCGCCAUCGACGUCUACGCCUACGACAUUGCCGCCCCUGGUGUUGGCUGCACCGGUGAG